This is a messenger RNA of Solea senegalensis (Senegalese sole), 5272 nucleotides long. Its product is annotated as zinc finger CCCH domain-containing protein 6. Bases 414 to 3902 code for a protein of 1162 amino acids. NCBI's taxonomy places the organism in Eukaryota, Metazoa, Chordata, Actinopteri, Pleuronectiformes, Soleidae. The record is from RefSeq and is a predicted model, not a curated record. Gene Ontology annotation, cellular component: nucleus. Gene Ontology annotation, biological process: negative regulation of DNA-templated transcription. Gene Ontology annotation, molecular function: RNA binding; metal ion binding. The transcript is spliced from 12 exons.
UAUAUAUACACACACACACAGAGGAAUACAUAAUCGACAAAUGUGCUGCAGAUCUCAGAAGCCAUUUUGUGAUGAUGUUGAGAGAAACGAACAUGAAGAUGCUGAAGCCAACGAGCACCGUUACACUUGUGUCUGUUCCUCCCUGCGUCUCCUCUGUUGCACCAUGGCAGCUGUCAACCGACUGGACAUUAGCAAAGCGGGGCUACCGAGCAGUUGCUCACUGAGUUAAAACGCCAUUGACAUGAAAGAGGACAGUGUCUGUUCACUUGUCUCUGUCGAGACAUGUAACACCGUGAGUUUUUUCCAGUCUGAAAUCUUCACAGCAUCUCUCACAGGCCAACGUCUCCUUGAGUGACUUGAGUUAAUUCACUCUGGUACCGGGGAGGGAAAAGGGAGGCAGAUCCGCUUCUCCAAUGGCUUCUGUGAGCCUUGUUUCCAGUCCCCCAGCCCCUGUUCUUGACAAAAACAUGACAGACUCUGAGCUUGCAGGGGAUGAAAGAGAGGACGGUGAACUAGAGGAUGGAGAAAUAGACGAUGAAGGGAUUGGAAUCGAUGAGGAAACUAAAGAGGCCCUGGAGGUGAGUGAAGAAAAGGACAAGGAGAAAGAAAAAGAGAAAGCCAAAGAGAAAGAAGAGAAGACUCACAGGCACUCCAGGAAAAGACACAAAAAGACCAGAGAGAAGAGGAAGUCUAAAAGGAGGAGACGUGACAGGCAGAAACACCACUCCCCGACCAGCAGCUCCAGUUCUGACAGUUACGACUCUGACUACGACCGACAAGAAAGGCCUAAAAACAGGAAGAGCCAGGGAUCCAGAAGCGAGGCUGAUGGCCAGCAUGGACGGGAGUCAAAGGGAGGCCACGGCAACGCUCAGAGGUCGCCGCCGCACAAGAGCAGUGAUUUUGACAAAUACAGUGACUACAGUGACGACUACGACGAAGAGGAGGACGAUUAUGAUGAUGACAUGUCCGACUAUCAGCAGUCAAAAGAUUCAACAUCCCCAGGUCAGGGAAGGGGUCGAUAUGUUAAAGACCAGAUGAAGAGAGGAAGCAUGAGGGGGAUGAAACACCAACAGUUUGGGCAGAGGGGACGAGGCAGAGGGAGUGGACCAGGUAGAGGACGCGGCAUGCUCCUCAAGAACAAGAAGAUGAAGGGCAAACCUUGGGGCGGACGGGGACGAGGUCGUGGAGGAGAUCAGGGAAUGGAGGACAUGGAAGGAAAAAUGUCCACCGGCUUUCAGAAGAAACGACCAAUUAUGAGCAAGGAGUUUAUCAGUCAGCACACAAUUGAACACAAUGGCAAAUUCAUCUGCAAGUACUUCCUGGAGGGUCGAUGCAUCAAGGGGGAACAGUGCAAGUUUGAACACGAGCUUGUCGCGCUCGAAAAGAAAAGGGAACUUUGUAAAUUUUACCUCCAAGGAUACUGCAGUAAAGGAGACAACUGCAUUUACAUGCACAAUGAAUACCCGUGCAAGUUCUUUCACACAGGAGCCAAAUGCUAUCAAGGAGACAACUGCAAAUUCUCCCAUGAAUCUCUGACUGACGUGACCAAGGAGUUGCUUGAUAAAAUAAUUAACACAGAGGAGGAGAAUGCCCGCGAGGACGAGCUAGAGCUGGAGGAUCUGAGGAAGCAGGGUAUCGCCCCGCUUCCAAAGCCUCCUCCUGGUGUGGGGUUGCUGCCCACCCCUGGUCAGAGCAGUCCCACAGAUGGAGCUUCUGGCCAAGCAGGGAAGAAGAUCCCCUCGCUGUUUGAAAUCAAGGUUCAACCGACUGUAGACUUGGCCCAAAAAAUCUGUCUCAGUGGAUCCAACUUCUCCCAGAAUCAAAGUGAAGGCACUGGUCAGUUUAGUGGCGGCUCAGAGGACACACAGAGUGGAGAUAUGGUGCCUUCAGGUCCUUCUGCUCCCUCACUUCCUCUAUCUGGUUCACCUGGUGCUAUGGGUCACCCAGCAGGACCGUCUAUGCCACAGAGCCCGACAGGCCAGCACCCACCUCAUGGAUUUCCAAUGCCGCCACCAGUCCCCCCUGGUCAACCACCACCUUUCCAUGGAAACCAGUCUAAUAUGAACCCUCAGGGGAAUAUGCAGAGGCCUCCGUUUCCUGCUGUUCCAGAUCUACAGAUGCUUCAAAGUCUUUUCCCUUUUCCAUCACUGGGUCAAAACCCUGUAGAGCCAGUUGGCAGCUUCCUUCAAAACCAGGCCAUGGGUCAACCAGGAGUAGACCCAGCUCUGGCCUUCGUACAGAACCAGCAGCAGCAGAUGGGUGCAGAGUCACAGUUGCAGUCUUUACCUCCAGCAGUGCAGAAAGCCAUCUUUAUACACCUCACACAGACACAGGGGAAUGAGCCACAGAGAGCCGAGGUUCAGGAUGAUACUAAUGCAUACAGAGAUGAAACUACAAACUGGUACUCCAGUGAUGAGGAGGAUGGGAGCUGUGUUGCCUCCAUCCUUAAAACGCUGAAAAAGCAGAGUGAGAUGCAGCAGCCUCAGUCCAAGCCCUCCCAGGUUGCUCCAGCAGGCCCAGUAGGAGGAGACCCUCGGACUGUAAAGGAGAGGGCACCACCCACUGACCCACGUGUGAAGAUGGACCCUCGACAAAGACUGCCUGAUGUGAAAAAAGAUCCGGAUGGGGCUGCAGAUCCUCGUCUCUCCAGAGACCCCAGAAAGACGAGACCAAUUGAUAAAAGUCCGUAUCAUCAGCAGAGCCUCACUGUUCCUCAGAAAACUCAUGCAGGGGAAGAGGAUGAUGAAGGAGAGCGGGAGCUCCGGGACAGAGCAGUUCUCAUCCCUCUGGAAGCCAGUCCUGGUGUGGUGCUGCGGGACCCUCGGUGCCAGUUAAAGCAGUUUAGCCACAUCCGGGUGGACAUUCUGCUCCAGCGGCCUGCCUUUGCUCAGACUGUGGUGUGGGCCCCUGAGGACCUAAUCCCUUCCCUGGUGCCCAAGCAGGAACACUCCAUCAACCUCCCUCUGCCACCUCUUAUAGCCGAUGCUCAAAUGAACCGUACAAACCUGCCUGACCAUCCCCCAGUUUCCAGUCCUCCGCCCACUGACCCCAGAUUGAUAGCUGCACGUUUGAAGAAUCGUUUGCCCUCAGUAUCUCUAGAGGCUCGGUCCUCCACAGAGAGGCCUGUUGACCCACGCCAGCAAAAAACUCUGGAUCCCAGACUCAAGCGUACUGGAAGUUUGGACUCCAAGCUGUUGGUUCAGAAGGAACCCUCUUCUGGAGGAGUAGCUGUGGAUCCUCGACUACAGAAGGCAAGCUCCAGCUCCUCUCCUCAUGCUGCUAGAGCCAAGCCAGAGCCUGAGAGGUUGCCGCCUUAUGCCCCUCGUUUGGCAUCUACAGGUGGAGGUUUAGAGAGUCCGACAACAAUCCUUGGGGGAAUCAGUCUAUAUGAUCCUCGUACCCAAGCGGAGCAGAAGGAACAAGUAGAGUCUCCCAAUAAGGUGGGGAUUCUGAAACAUCCCGCUAAGAGAGAGAGUGCUGUGCCACAAUCACUCUCACCAACCAAACGAAGUGACUCUUUUGAGGAGGUCAGGAACACAGACUUAUCAGAGCAGUCUCUGCCCUCCAGCUCUCCCACAGUUCCUCCUGUCUCACCUGUCAAACCCCCUGCAGUUCAUAAUCUACCCAUUCAGGCUCUGGCGGGGCUGAUGCGACCCCAGUACACUGACCCCAGACAGGCCAAACUUUCAGGACAGGGCUCUACAGGAACACAGGAGGAGGCCGAGCUAAAGAAGGACCAGGAGCAGAAGGAGCAACAGGAGGAAAAGGGGGGGGAACGGGAGGAGGAGGCGGCUCCAAAGGAGGAGCAGAAACAAGGGGAUCCAGAGGAUGAAGCAGAUGACAGGACGCUCAAAGACGUUUUCAAGACUUUUGAUCCCACUGCUUCCCCUUUCUGUCAGUAAACACUAAAAAAAACCUGUAUAUUGAUAAAACAAUUUGGUUCAUCUUAUUUAGCUUUACAUGAAUCUAUUUAUUUCUACAUAUAUAUAUAUAUAAAUCAUCCUGGAUAAAAUGUGCACGGCACAUUUUUUUCAUUGUGGACACGAUGACGGACUUGUGUACAGAAACCGUGUUUUAACAUGAUCAUAUUAAUGCCGAGCGCUAUGGAGGUGUUUAUGUUAAGGUCUUUUUAUCGUUAUGGAACUUUCUUGUAUGUAUUUGAAAAAAGGAAUUAAGAAAACAUGACAUGUUGUCCAUGGUUCACACCAGGCAUUACAGCUCCAGUUCAUUCUUUCUCUCUCUACUUGCAGAGAGUCAUCGAUCAAAGGAUUCCCUUGUUAUUAGCUGUUUUUGUAAUUUCAUAUUUAUUUCAACACACUUUUAUAUUAUGAUGUCGUUACAUUUGUGCUCACUUGUGUAAGGGAUUUUUGUUUUUCUCCAGUAUUUCCAGUCUUCACCACACACCCUGAUAUGAGCGUGGGAUCAGCUCAGAAAAAUCCUAACUUCCUGUAGGUUCUUGUCGCAUGUAGCAGUAAUCGAUUGCCGCUGCCUUUUUUUUUUACAGCCGAUUUCAUCUACGUCCGAUAUGGUUAAGCUAGUUUGCUGAGUUGUUUGUGCAGUAUGUUUUCAAUUGACUGUUUCCUGCAUAGCUGAAAGGAAAUUUUAGAUUUUUGUAACACUGCAACCAUAUAGUUUUUAAUCUUUGGACAUUGUUGGAUAAUUAUCAUUUUAAAAUGGCCAAAAAGCUUUGAGGACGUUACUGUCGUGGCCUUUUUUUUAACCCUAUCACCAAUGAGUAAGAAUAACAAAUACAUUUAUAUUGAUUUAUCAUUGUCAUUCCCCAAAACGCUCACUGUUUAAAGGUCCAGGGUGUAAAAUUUGGGUGACAUUAUUACAAUUAUUACACUUUUGUGGUGGACAAUCACCUGAUCAGCUAGGUCAGCUUCAUGGAAGUUGUCGUAUUGGACCACCGUUGUAUUUUGUGUUUAUAUUUUUGAACUUUAUUGGACUUGAAAGGAAGAACACUAUAAAACAUUACCGGGCGCACACUAUAUCGCUUGGAAAAGUUGUUUUGCUUGACAAUUGUGCGUCUGAGGUGAGAUGGUUGUUUUACUGAAACUAAGCUAUUUACUUUUCUAUUGUUUUCAUACUUCACCUUGUAAAUCCCUCUUUUGUAUGGAAUACACUUUGCAUUUGUGAGUUUGUGAGUUUUGUAAUGGCUAUUUCUUUAAGCACAGUGGUUGUGAUAAUACUGUUUUACAUUUUAACAUAAAAUGGUUACAUUUCAUUGAUUUUACUACAAAUAGUUGAAAUAAAGAGAGAAAAAAAAUCA